CGGGAUCCUAAUCUGUUCUGCAGCUUGGCUGGCUGCAGGAGCGGCUUGUGAGGCUUACUUUGCGCACCGGUCUCUCUCUGGAUCUUUUUUUCUGAUAUUUUGGGCAUUGUUUUUGCGUUGAGGGAAUGCCAAUUAAGGUACAGAAUGUGGCCUUGUGUAGGAAUGUGUGACAGAGGUAUUUGUUCCUGUAAUUCAAGCCUUAUCUAAAGCAGGAGGAAAGCUUGAAAACAAGCCACCAAAUUUUCUGUCAAGGAUAACAAGCAGUUCUCAGUUUCUACCAGUGUUUGGGGUAAAAGAAUUCAAAGAGCCAAUAAGCACCUGACAAUACAGGCAGCAAAGGAUUAUGCCCAUAUAGCCAACAGCGAUACCAGGAUAUAACUGCAACAGUGCGUCCCCGGUCUCCCUCUCUCUGUAAGGAUGGAUGACCCGUACCAAAACAACGUGUACCAGCAAGGCACUGACAUAGCUGGAGACAACACCUACUCCACCUUCGGGGAAGGAGGACAGGACAGUUACGGCUACCAGACAGACUACCCCCCCCAGGAAGAGGACGCGGCCAGCGAUGCCACCGAAGGCCAUGACGAGGAAGACCAAAUGUACGAGGGGGAGUACCAGGGCAUCCCCCACCCUGACGAGAUCAAGGCCGCCAGGAGGGCGGCGCAGGCUGCAGCCAGGGAAAAGGCCCGGGCCGCCGCCACCGGCGUCCGGGAGGACGAGGAGCUGGCCGACCAGUACGAGGGCAUCAUGGAGGACUGUGGCCACGGCCGCUUCCAGUGGACCCUGUUCGCGGUGAUCGGGCUGGCGCUCAUGGCUGACGGCGUGGAGUGCUACGUGGUGGGAUUCGUGCUGCCCAGCGCCGAGAAGGACAUGUGCUUUUCCAAUGCGAAAAAAGGCAUGCUGGGUUUGAUAGUGUACGUCGGAAUGAUGGUGGGGGCAUUUGUGUGGGGCGGUCUGGCAGACAAGAUUGGACGUCGGCAGUGUCUGGUCACUGCACUGGGCAUCCACUGUGUCUUUGCCUUCCUCUCCUCCUUCGCUCAGGGCUAUGGCUUCUUCCUCUUCUUCAGACUCUGUUCUGGCUUUGGCAUUGGAGGCUCUGUUCCCAUCGUCUACACCUACUAUGCGGAGUUCCUCACCAUGGACAAGAGGGGCGAGCACCUGAGCUGGCUGUGCAUGUUCUGGAUGAUGGGAGGACUUUAUGCUUCAUUCACUGCCUGGGGCAUCAUCCCACACUAUGGCUGGGGCUUCAGUAUGGGCAGCGAGUUCCAGUUCCACAGUUGGCGAGUGUUUGUGCUGGUCUGUGCUCUGCCAGCCAUUGGAUCCCUAGUGGGCCUGAUGUUCAUGCCCGAGAGUCCUCGCUUCCUCUUGGAGAAUGCAAAACAUGAUGAAGCCUGGAUGAUUCUGAAGCAGGUGCAUGACACUAACUGGAGGGCAAAGGGAGAGCCAGAGAGAGUAUUCACAGUCUCCCAAAUAAAAACACCAAAGCAGGAGGAUGAGUUCAUUGAGAUUCAAAGCUCCACAGGAACUGCUUUUCAGCGGUGGAUGGUCAGGACAAUGACUUUGGUCAAGCAGGUGAUGCAGAAUGUAAUGUCCCUGGCCUCGCCUGACCUGCGUCUCACCGGUCUAUUUAUGGCCAUCAUAUGGUUUACAAUGGCCUUCAGUUACUACGGACUUUCAGUGUGGUUCCCCGACAUGAUAAAAUACCUGCAGUAUGAAGAGUACGAGUCAAAGGUGAAACUCUUCCACAGAGAGAAGGUGGAGAACUUCCACUUUAACUUCUCUUUGGAGAACCAGGUCCACAAGGAGGGGGAGUACAUCAAUGACAAGUUCAUCAACAUAGAGAUUAAAUCUGUCAAGUUUGAGGAUUCACUAUUUGAAAAUUGUUACUUUGAGGACAUCAGCUCGACUCAGACUUUCUUUGAGAACUGCACUAUCAAAAACACUGUCUUCUACAACACAGACUUGUGGGAGGAGAAGUUCAUUGACUGUAUACUGGACAAUGCCACAUUCCUGCAUUCCAAGAAGGGCUGUCACCUAAACUUUCAAGAGGAAAAUGAUAUCCUGAUAUACCUAGUCAGUUUCCUGGGGAGUCUGGCUGUGUUGCCAGGUAACAUCAUAUCAGCCCUUUUCAUGGACAAAAUUGGAAGGAUACAUAUAAUUGGUGGCUCCAUGCUCAUCUCUGCUGGCUGUACGUUCUUCCUGUUCCUGAGUUUCAGUCAGGCCGCUAUCAUCGCUUGGCAGUGCCUCUUCUGUGGCACCAGUGUGGCAGCCUGGAAUGGCAUUGAAGUUAUCACAGUGGAACUGUACCCAACUUCUAAAAGAGCCACGGCGUUCGGGGUCCUGAAUGGCCUGUGCAAGCUGGCUGCCAUCUUGAGCAGCUCCAUCUUCUCUGCCUUCGUGGGCAUCACUAAGGUCAUCCCCAUCCUCAUGUCCUUCUCUGCGCUGGUGUGUGGGGGGCUGCUGGCCCUCAAGUUGCCUGAAACACGUGAGAAGCUCCUCCUGUGAAAAGUCAAACACAGGUCAAAGGUCGGGUACCAUACAGGUACUGUUCAGCUGAUUGAGCAAAGUUGGGAGAAAGACAUGCCAGACAUGCUGUUUGCAGACCUCAAGGGGGUGGAUAUUUUCCAUUACCUUGUAGCGUUAUAUUUAGCUAGUGCCCCAUUAUUUUUGGUCAUAUUCAUUAGCCCUCAUGUUAUAUGGUUUUCUUGAAUACUUUACUAAAGUCCACCUUACACACCUCCCCCCACUCCCUUUUUCUGUGAUCAUUGAUCUUCACAAUGAUUAUGUUGUCAAAUGAAAGAAUGUGAGCGACAGAGAAUGAAGAGAAACAUUUCCACAUGCAGGUGCAUCAUCAAGAAAAAACCUAAAAUUAUGGCUUUUACUUUGAAAUAGAGAUAUGGGGAGUCAUCUUUUUAAUGAGCAUCUAUGCAUUAGAUGCAUGUAGUCUUACCUACUGUUGUCUACCGUCCACCCAGAAUUGGAGGCAAUUAUCACUGCUGGUUUGCAGGAGUUUUUUCACGGUGCCAUUUCAUGGUCUGUUCAAAGACUAGCAUUUUGGUGCAAGCAGAUAUUUUUCCUUACUCAUCCACCAUUUAUUUCUGUCAAAUUCAACAUAAAGGAUAUGCCCUUGUCUUUUGGAAAGUCUUUUGAAUAGUGUUUCAUAUGUUUCCCUGUCUUUUAAAUAUCAUAUUUAGUUUAAAGAAAGGUGGAACAGCGUGGGUAUUGGGCCCCACUGCACUUGAGUGUUUCCUUAGAAUGGGAAAAGAAUGGAUUCCCUUUUAGUUAAUACAUAUAUAAAUAAUAGAGACAUUAUUUUCUUUACAUAUGGAAAAGUGGCUGUGGGUUGACUGGGGGAUCAGUGCUUUUUGACAUUGUCUGUGAUAGUUAAUGGGAAGAAGCAAAUGAAGAUGUCCAUACAUCUUUAUUACAGUUAAGCUGGUCAAGUACAUAAAAACACCUUUAUCUGCUUAACCUGUUUCCAACUUUUGCUGAAAUCUUUUGCAACUGUGUACACUGGAUGGCUUCAUCUGUAGGGCCCCAGUGAAAGCUGAUUCUCUUCCACAUUCUUUCCACAGAAUAUUGUAGCAUUUUUAAAUAGUUAUACCUUGUUAAACUCUCCUGUACCAUUUGAUUUAGUGUGUUCAUGUUUUAUGUUGUUUUUCUAACCUUGACACAGCAAUGUGAAGGUUUAUUUUUCUUUUUCUUUGUAAUUUAUUUCAGUAAUUAUGUGUCACAGCAUACAUACAAUAACCAAAAAUCUAAACAUCAACAUCAAAACAUAAGGAUUAUAUUUUUGAAAUUUUCACUAUAUUCAUUGCAUUGAAAAUGUAAUGUAGCAUCAUAAAAUGUACUUUAAAAAGCUGCUGACUGAGAUGCAUGUGUGUUGUUUCCAAACAUUGUUUGUGUCCUUUUAAAUGUUUGUAAUGAAAUUAACAAAAAAAGGUACUAUGAAUGGUGAUUACUGUAUGUCUCGCUAUUUAAAAAAAACACAUUGAAAAUGACUUGCAGCCUCUGGCAACAUAAAUGUACAAUGAUUUGAGCAAAGGAUGCAUUCAUAAGCUGCUUCUGAUGAGUGUGUCACUGGACAGAGUCUUGAAGAUCCAUUCAUUUUCAAAAGAAAAAAGUUCCAUUUGACUGUAACUGCUAUUAUACAAAUUAUUCCUAUCACAGAAACUGUUAAAGAUGUCAAGAUUGUGAUCAUGUAAUGUUGCUUCAUAUUUGAAUAUUAUUCAUGAAUGUUCAGUGUUACAGUUCAUUAAAGGACAGCGAAUACAGUAUUAUUGAAACUAAGAUAUUUAAAUCCAAAGUUUUACUGGAGAAAAAUGUCUUCUUUUUUUUCUUUAGCAGAAGUAUAGCUUUUAUAGAGGUAUCCCUAUAAUAUUGAAUUCUUAUUGUUGUUUCACAACCCCACAAAACAAUUCAAAUAUUUAUAUCAUAUGAUCACCAAGGACAGCAGUUUCUCCCUGAAUGCAUGCAUUCAGUAUGUAGUAUGUUGUGAAUCAAGCCACAGAAUGUUGGCCUUAACUGACUGCAAUGGUCCAGACCAGCAGCGUGUAUGCAGACCAUAUGAAAAUCACUGGAGCUUUCCUGGGCAUCUGUUUGAAUUGUACUAUAAUAGUAAAUGCAGGUUUUAAAUGUAUUUUAAGUUAGUUUAUUAGUGGUUCAUUUAUGGUGUUAAAUUAUGGCCAUAAAAUUGUAUUGUUUUUAUAUUUCAUUUAAAAAAAGACUCACGGAAACUGAUACAGCUUCUGACAAUCUUUCAUUUUCUUUGUUUUCUGGUUUUGUUGUGUGAUGGUAAAAUAAAAUUCUAUCAAUAUA
Molecule: messenger RNA, 4815 nt
Organism: Anguilla anguilla (European eel)
Lineage: Eukaryota; Metazoa; Chordata; Actinopteri; Anguilliformes; Anguillidae
Product: synaptic vesicle glycoprotein 2B-like
Exons: 13
Coding region: 418-2502 (694 amino acids)
Biological process (GO): transmembrane transport; chemical synaptic transmission
Cellular component (GO): membrane
Molecular function (GO): transmembrane transporter activity
Source: RefSeq, a predicted model, not a curated record